AGAUCUGUAAUAAACGCAGUGUCACGGAUAAGGUUACUGAUGGUGAAGAACGGUUUACAGUUGUCCCAUGGCUAAGGAGGUGGCCAGGCAGCAGCAAGUUACAGUGGAAAGAAGUGACCAGCCUGGUGGGACAUACUGGUGGACUUCCUCAAAACAAUGGCAUUGCCUUUCGUACACAACUUCAGGAGAUGCACUGCCAGCUGAAUUUCCUCCCUGUAUAACAGCAGCACACUACAGAUCAGAAGUUUUAUGGUCUCCAUUGUAAGUCACCAGGAUGACCGCAUACCUACUGAAGGUGAUACUGAAAAUGACUUGGAAGCUGGAUCAGGAGCCACCAACCAUACUAGAUCAUUCAUACAUGACCAGCGAAUAGUGUCAGUACAAACAGCAAGAUACCUCACUAGUCCAUGGCUGACGCGUUUUGUUCCUUCAGUUUACACCAUAGUGCUUGUGCUGAGUCUCCCCCUGAACAUUACAGCAAUACUCGUGUUUCUGAAAAAAAUGAAAAUUGAAAAGCCAGCUGUGAUAUACAUGCUGAAUUUGGCACUUGCAGAUGUCCUGUUUGUAAGCGUGCUUCCUUUUAAGAUUGCUUAUCACUUUUCUGGAAAUGACUGGGCUUUUGGACCCAAAAUGUGCCGUUUCAUCACUGCUGCCUUUUACUGUAAUAUGUACUGUUCAAUAAUGCUUAUGACAAGCAUAAGCUUCGAUCGCUUCUUAGCAGUGGUGUAUCCCAUGCAGUCUCUUGGGUGGCGUACGUUAACACGUGCCUCACUGAUUUGUCUCAUCAUAUGGCUUGUAGCAAUAAGUGGGGUUAUACCUUUUCUCAUUAGAGAGCAAACAAUGGAAAUACCGAAGUUAAAUAUAACUACUUGCCACGAUGUGCUAAGAGAAUCUGAACUUCGUGGCUAUUACCUUCACUUCUUCUCCAUCUUCUCUUCUGUGUUUUUUGUAGUGCCAUUUAUAAUCUCUACUGUCUGUUAUGUGUGUAUCAUUCGAUGUCUUAGUUCCUCUACUCUUGUUACAAAACAAAACAAGAAGACACGUGCCUUGCUCUUGUGUGUGGCUGUUUUUUCUGUUUUUGUUAUUUGCUUCGGACCAACAAAUAUUCUCCUAUUAAUUCAUUAUGUCCAUUUUUCUUAUGACAACAGCUUAGAAUAUCUCUACUUUGCCUAUCUACUCUGUGUUUGUAUCAGCAGCAUUAGCUGUUGCAUUGACCCCUUCAUUUACUACUAUGCUUCUUCUCAGUAUCAGAGACAACUUUUCAGUCUCUUCAAUUGUAAAGAGACACUUGAUCCUAACAGUAGUAACAGCAGUGGCCAGUCAAUGUCUACCACUAGUAGAAGGGGUACGUGCUCUACUAAUGUGAACAACAGUGCCUACAAGAAAUUACUAGCAAUUCAUUGAGAAAACAUGUCUUACACAUGCUUAAUUUUUAGGCAAUUUCAGA
Molecule: messenger RNA, 1447 nt
Organism: Pezoporus flaviventris
Lineage: Eukaryota; Metazoa; Chordata; Aves; Psittaciformes; Psittacidae
Gene: F2R
Product: coagulation factor II thrombin receptor
Exons: 2
Coding region: 250-1404 (384 amino acids)
Biological process (GO): positive regulation of Rho protein signal transduction; positive regulation of blood coagulation; blood coagulation
Cellular component (GO): membrane
Molecular function (GO): thrombin-activated receptor activity
Source: RefSeq, a predicted model, not a curated record